This is a messenger RNA of Cryphonectria parasitica EP155, 1023 nucleotides long. RefSeq lists its product as uncharacterized. Gene Ontology annotation, biological process: protein K48-linked deubiquitination. Gene Ontology annotation, cellular component: cytosol; cell periphery. NCBI's taxonomy places the organism in Eukaryota, Fungi, Ascomycota, Sordariomycetes, Diaporthales, Cryphonectriaceae. Gene Ontology annotation, molecular function: cysteine-type carboxypeptidase activity; cysteine-type deubiquitinase activity; K48-linked deubiquitinase activity. The transcript has 2 exons. The record is from RefSeq and is a predicted model, not a curated record. The annotation marks the transcript as partial.
CAAAAGUCGCCGAUCCUGAUUCAGAAUGCGAACGGUCCAUGUCCGCUCAUGGCCCUCGUCAAUGCGCUGACAUUGUCGACUCCUGUGGGCGCGGAAGACGCUGUUUUGGUGAAUACCCUGAAGACCAGGGAACAGAUCAGCCUCGACCUGCUUCUCAAUGCGGUCUUCGAUGAGCUCAUGUCUGAGAGGAGGAUGACUCCGGAUGUGUCGCUGCCUGAUGUGACGGAACUGUAUGACUUCUUGAAAGGGCUGCAUACCGGCAUGAAUGUUAACCCUCGAGACAAUAUGAUACCUGGCACCUUUGAAGACACGAGGGAGAUGGCAUUCUACAGGACGUUCAAGAUACCCCUGAUUCAUGGCUGGCUGCCUUCGAAAGAUGACCCAGCUUACGACGCAUUCAAGAGGCAGGCAGAGUCGUACGAAGAUGCGCAGAACAUCCUGUUCAGGGAGGAAGAGCUGGAAGACAAGCUCAGCAAUCCCAACGGCGACGGUCUGUCAGCAGAGGAACAACGCAUAUACCAGGAUGUUCUGACCAUCAAGUCCUUUCUAUACUCGGCCGCAACGCAGCUGACGCCGUUCGGCCUCGAUGUCAUCACGAAGGCCAUGCGGCCUGGCUCUGUGGCCAUCCUGUUCAGAAAUGACCACUUCUCCACUCUCUACCGGCACCCAGAGACCCUUCAGAUAUUCGCUCUCGUCACCGAUGCGGGUUACGCAGGACAUCAGGAGGUUGUCUGGGAGUCACUCGUUGACGUGAACGGCGAACGGUCUGAAUUCUUCUCGGGCGACUUUAGAGUCGUUGGAGGACCGUCCCAGGCCGAGCAGUUCGCGGCGGCAGGGAGCCCUUCUGCAUCCCACGGUCAACAGGAAUGGACAACGGUUCAGGGAAAGAAAGGCAAGGGUAAGAACCAGGCGGAAGAACCACCCCUUUCGCCCAAGGAACAGGAAGACCACGACCUUGCGCUUGCCCUCCAGCUGCAAGAGGAAGAAGACCAGCGCCAUCGUUCAGAGCAAGCCGAGCGACGC